AUGAGUCAGCAAGAGGAGAAAAUAGAUUCCAUCUUAAACGCUCUUCGAGACAAAGUCAAUCAACUUGAAAGUCGUUUUAAUACAUUACGUGAGGAGGCCAUUUCAAAAUUUAAUGAAUUCAAUGAUUGUAUUGAAUCUGCUAAAAGCGUAUGUCAUCAAGCAACAGAAAUGACUACAGUCUUAGAAAACAAAUUAGUUAAUGCAUCAAAUGAAGAAAAAGAAUGGAAAGAUACCAAAGUUAAAUUAACAACAACAUCAAUGAAAGAUAUGGUCAUACUCAAUGUUAGUGGUGAGAAAUAUACCACAAGUGUUGAGACAUUAACACUUGAAAAAGAUACUUUUUUCAUUGCACUCUUCUCUAAACAAUGUCAACUUGAAAGAGAUCCCGAUGAUAAAACAACACGUGAUGGAUUUGAUACAAAUGCAUUUCAUUCACGUUGUAAUAAUAAAGGACCAACAAUAACGAUCAUUCAAUCAAGUAAUAACUAUCUUUUUGGAGGUUAUACAGCUAUACUAUGGAUUUCAGAAGUCGGUUCAUGGAAGAAUGAUAAUACAGCAUUUUUAUUUUCUUUGGUCAAUCCUUACAAGAUUCCACCAACUAAAUACCUCAUUAAUCCUGGCCAGAGUGGAAAUGCAGUUAAUCAUCAUAGUAUCUAUGGGCCCUACUUUGGAGCUGGUCCCGAUAUGUACUUGGCAAAUGCUAGUAAUUCGAACAAUUCAAGUUACACUAAUUUUCCUUCAUCAUACGUCGAUACAACUGGAAAGAGUAAUAAUACAUUUACUGGAACUCGAAAUUUUACCGCAUCUGACAUUGAAGUUUUCAAAUUAGCUUAA
Molecule: messenger RNA, 834 nt
Organism: Rotaria sp. Silwood2
Lineage: Eukaryota; Metazoa; Rotifera; Eurotatoria; Philodinida; Philodinidae
Source: the annotation of a GenBank genome assembly